This is a messenger RNA of Brettanomyces nanus, 1419 nucleotides long. RefSeq lists its product as uncharacterized. Gene Ontology annotation, biological process: monosaccharide transmembrane transport. Gene Ontology annotation, molecular function: hexose transmembrane transporter activity. The record is from RefSeq and is a predicted model, not a curated record. The transcript has a single exon. The coding region runs from base 1 to 1419 and encodes 472 amino acids. Gene Ontology annotation, cellular component: membrane. NCBI's taxonomy places the organism in Eukaryota, Fungi, Ascomycota, Pichiomycetes, Pichiales, Pichiaceae.
AUGUCUUCUAUUGAUGCACUUAUCCCGGAUUCUGAGCAGACACAUCAAACCAACUCCUCCAAAUGGUCGCUUUCGUUAAUCUCUUCUAUAGCGAUUGCGUGUUUGAGUUCUAUUCAAUAUGGUUAUCAUAUGGCUGAAUUGAAUGCUCCGGAGAAGUUGAUUCGUACCUCCUUACAAUUGAAUGAGUCUCAAAUCAGUUUAAUUACGUCAAUAUUUUCCAUUGGAGGAUUGGUUUCUUCUACUUUGGCAAGUACCCUUAGUGUGGGACAUGGAUUAAAGGUCAGUUUCAUACUCACUUCUGUAUUCUAUAUAUUGGGAUCGUUUAUCGAAUCUCAGGCACAUAACUACUUCCAGAUGCUUUUGGGAAGAUUCUUCUCUGGUAUUGGUGGUGGGUUGGCUAUUGUCUUUGUUCCCUUAUAUGUCAAUGAGGUUUCUCCUUUGAAUCUGAGGGGAUUCCUCGGCAGUAUGACGCAAGUUAGCGUUAAUUUGGGUAUCUUAUUGACCCAAAGCCUUGCCCUUAUAUGGUCAAUUAAUGAGUUAUGGAGAAACAUUUUGUGGAUGGGCGUAUUUAUUGGCUGUUUAGAUCUUCUACUUACGCUUUUACUCCUCGAAGAAUCUCCUAAAUGGCUCGUUCUUAAUAAUAACAACGAUUCUGAGGGCAUCCGAGCCUUGACUAAACUCAGAAAUGGUGAUAUCGUUACUUCCAAGUGGGAAAUUGAUAGCUGGAAACAGGAGCAGAAACGCCAUGUUGAAUCUGUUCAGUCUAACCCUCAACUCAAGCAGUUGAAUCUCUAUACAUAUCUUACUCAGCCAGACUAUAGAAAUUCUCGUUUGGUGGCAACAUUCUCAGUGUUAGGUCAGCAGUUUGCUGGUAUCAACUCCGUGAUAUUCUAUGGAGUUAAAAUCCUUGCCGAUGUGUUCCCUAAUUGGGCAGUGGCCCUCAAUUGUUUCAUCAGUAUUGGAAAUACUGUUAUAACGUUUGGUGCAUCACUUUUCUUGGAUAGGGUAGGACGGAAGCCUAUGCUAUUAACAUCCGUCUUCUUUAUGGGCAUUUCCUUGGUAGGACUAAGUGGCGGUAUUAUUUUCCAUCAAUCCAUGUUGACUAUAAUCAGCAUUUUCACUUAUGUGGGGUCGUUCGCCAUUGGUUGUGGCCCUAUUCCUUUCCUUCUAGUCAGCGAAGUCUCUCAAGUGGAGGUUAAGGACUUGGCCCAGAGUUGGGCCACGAACUGCAAUUGGGUCAGUGUUUUCAUAGUGGGUUCGGCCUUUCCUAUACUCAACGAGUCUAUUGGUGGAUAUACGUAUAUUAUAUUUGCCGCAGUCUGUCUCGCAUUUGGCCUAUUUAUCAAGCAGUUUAUUCCGGAGACGAAAGGCAAAGAGACUUACUCCGAGGUUUGGAAUUUAAAUGCAAGGGAGGAUUGA